Pipistrellus nathusii (Nathusius's pipistrelle) is the source of this 2319-nucleotide messenger RNA. Lineage: Eukaryota; Metazoa; Chordata; Mammalia; Chiroptera; Vespertilionidae. The record is from the annotation of a GenBank genome assembly.
AUGGGCUGGCUCACUGAGGUGGCCUGGCUCUUCUGGGGAGUGCUGCUCACCGCCAGAGCCAGCUACCAGAACGGGAAGAACAAUGUGCCAAGGCUGAAAUUAUCCUACAAAGAAAUGCUGGAAUCCAACAAUGUUAUCACUUUCAAUGGCUUGGCCAACAGCUCCAAUUACCAUACCUUUCUUUUGGAUGAGGAACGAAGCAGGCUGUAUGUUGGAGCAAAGGAUCACAUAUUUUCAUUCAACCUGGUUAAUAUCAAGGAUUAUCAAAAGAUUGUGUGGCCAGUAUCUUACACCAGAAGGGAUGAAUGCAAAUGGGCUGGAAAAGAUAUUCUGAAAGAAUGUGCUAAUUUCAUCAAGGUGCUUAAAGCUUACAAUCAGACUCACUUAUACGCCUGUGGCACGGGGGCUUUUCAUCCGAUUUGCACCUACAUUGAAGUUGGACAUCAUCCUGAGGACAACAUUUUUAAGCUGGAAGAUUCACACUUUGAAAAUGGCCGUGGGAAGAGUCCAUAUGACCCUAAGCUGCAAACAGCAUCUCUCUUAAUAGAUGGAGAGUUAUACUCCGGAACGGCAGCUGAUUUUAUGGGCCGAGACUUUGCUAUCUUCCGAACUCUUGGGCACCACCACCCAAUCAGGACAGAGCAGCAUGAUUCCAGGUGGCUCAAUGAUCCAAGGUUCAUUAGUGCCCACCUUAUCCCAGAGAGUGACAACCCUGAAGAUGACAAAGUAUAUUUUUUCUUCCGUGAAAAUGCGAUAGAUGGAGAACACACUGGAAAAGCCACUCACGCUAGAAUAGGUCAGAUAUGCAAGAAUGACUUCGGGGGGCACAGAAGUCUGGUGAAUAAGUGGACGACAUUCCUCAAAGCUCGUCUGAUUUGCUCAGUGCCAGGUCCAAACGGCAUUGACACUCACUUUGAUGAACUUCAGGAUAUAUUCCUAAUGAAUUCUAAAGAUCCUAAAAAUCCAAUUGUAUAUGGAGUGUUUACAACUUCCAGUAACAUCUUCAAGGGGUCAGCUGUGUGUAUGUACAGCAUGAGUGAUGUGAGAAGGGUGUUCCUUGGUCCCUAUGCUCACAGGGAUGGUCCCAACUACCAGUGGGUGCCUUAUCAAGGAAGAGUCCCCUACCCACGACCAGGAACUUGUCCCAGCAAAACAUUUGGUGGAUUUGACUCUACCAAAGACCUUCCUGAUGAUGUUAUAACAUUUGCAAGAAGUCAUCCAGCCAUGUACAAUCCAGUGUUUCCUAUUAAUAACCGCCCAGUAAUGGUCAAAACAGAUGUAAAUUAUCAGUUUACACAAAUUGUAGUGGAUCGAGUGGAUGCAGAAGAUGGCCAGUAUGAUGUCAUGUUUAUUGGAACAGAUGUCGGAACUAUUCUUAAAGUGGUUUCAAUUCCAAAAGAGACUUGGCAUGAUUUAGAAGAAGUUCUGCUGGAAGAAAUGGCAGUUUUUCGGGAACCAACUACUAUUUCAGCAAUGGAGCUUUCCACUAAGCAGCAACAGCUCUAUGUCGGCUCCAUGGCGGGGGUUGCCCAGCUGCCCCUGCACCGCUGUGAUAUCUACGGGAAAGCCUGUGCCGAGUGCUGCCUCGCCCGAGACCCCUACUGCGCCUGGGACGGCUCCUCUUGCUCUCGCUACUUUCCUACCGCCAAGAGACGUACAAGACGACAAGAUAUACGAAAUGGAGACCCAUUAACUCACUGUUUAGACUUACAACACCAUGAUAAGCACCAUGACCACAGCCUUGAAGAAAGAAUCAUCUAUGGGGUAGAAAAUAGCAGCACAUUUCUGGAAUGUAGCCCCAAAUCACAGCGAGCUCUGGUCUAUUGGCAGUUCCAGAGGCGAAAUGAAGAGCGAAAACAAGAGAUUAGAGUGGACGAUCAUAUCAUCAGGACAGAACAAGGCCUUCUACUGCGCAGUCUACAGCGGAAGAAUUCAGGCAACUACCUGUGUCAUGCCGUGGAACACGGCUUCAUGCAAACUCUUCUUAAAGUGACCCUGGAAGUGAUUGACACAGAGCAUUUGGAAGAACUUCUUCAUAAAUAUGACGAUGGAGAUGGCCCUAAGACCAAAGAAAUGGCCCACAGCAUGACACCUAGCCAGAAGGUCUGGUACAGAGACUUCAUGCAGCUCAUCAACCACCCCAACCUGAACACAAUGGAUGAGUUCUGUGAACAAGUGUGGAAAAGGGACCGAAAGCAACGCCGGCAAAGGCCAGGACAUACCCAAGGGAACAGUAACAAAUGGAAGCAUUUGCAGGAAAAUAAGAAAGGUAGAAACAGGAGGACCCACGAAUUUGAGAGGGCACCCAGAAGUGUCUGA